Molecule: messenger RNA, 3634 nt
Organism: Schistosoma guineensis
Lineage: Eukaryota; Metazoa; Platyhelminthes; Trematoda; Strigeidida; Schistosomatidae
Source: the annotation of a GenBank genome assembly
CAUGUAAGCUCCUCACACAGUUAGGUCUCUCUAAGUUAACAACAUAACUAGUCUAAUAAAAUAUUCAUUCAAUAAACCGUUACUUGUAAAAUACCCUGGUCACUUUACUGUAUUUCGGCUAACUGUUAGUUACUUUACAACUAUAAUACUAACCAUGGCAUUGCUUUCAAAUUUUUCUUGAGCAAUUAGUCAAUUUUACGGCGUUUGUUGAUAAGCCUUUUGAUGUCUACUAAUGCUUGUCAUUAAUUUCAUGUUUUUUAGUCUAAUAAUCUAUGUUAAUAUUGCCACCAUAAUUGUGCAAAUGCAAUCGCAUCUGUCUGAUCUGUCAACCACAAGUAUACUGGUACUGACGGAUUUAUUUGAUACGACUACGGAUCUACUGUAAGUUGGCAAUAGGAUGUAGUACAUUUACUGGGAUAGGUAAAACUACAAUAUGUUGUGCCCUAGAAUAUUUAACAUUCAUGCUUUACGUAUGUGCGUUAGUAUAGCGGCCUAGCGUGAUUCAUUAUAGCUACAGUUAGCUGAGAUAAAAUUCUCCAGCCGAAAAUAAUCAACUUGGAUCACUAUAAAACAUUUCCCACUGAGAAUUCAUAUAGAACAUUUCUAGUGUCAGUCUUUUCUCACAUCAAGAUUUAAGUGUUUCUAUGUAGUGUUAUACACUUGUUCUUUCAACCUAGUAAGAACCCCUUUUACCUUUCAUCUACAAAUCAAAUAAGUUUAUCAUUAAUAGCACAAGUAACUGCCAGAUUUUGUGUAACAGUCAGCGUUAGUAGCUUGUACAAGGUUACUUCCUGUAAAGGUUAGUUGAACUGAUUGUAUGGUAUGGGUAGUGGCUUGUUGAAACAGUAACCAUAAAAUAAAAUAAAACUAUAAAUUAGCAUUAUUAAGUAGGAGCAAAGCGAAAGCAAUCGCAGUUUGAACUGAAUUGUUAAGUGCUAUUGAAAACUACUUUCAUCUAACAUUCACGGGCAAAUUUGCCGAUUAACGUAAAGUAAGUUGCUUCAUUACUCACUAACACCCUUACUAUUCUGUUUCAUGUGUACAAUGAUGUUAAAAUUCUUGUUUACAGGUUAUUUCCAUACCAACGAAAAUGCUGUGACGUAUAUUUUCAAAUUAAAAUUAUCGUUUACAUUUAACACGUGUUUCUGAUUUUAUCCCCUUUUGAACUUAGCUGUUAGUGAAAUUAAAAGUGACAUAGUUGGAGUCGUCUAUUAUUGAUGUGAAUAUUUAUCCCAGAUAAAUACGUUUGACGUGUAGUAUCGUGAAAUAACUCACAAGGUGCUAUCAUAUGUGUUAGCUAGAUCCGAACCGAUUGGCAUUCGGCUAACGUUAUUCGAGUUUGUUUUGUGAAUAUAUAAGUUAGCAUUUCAAUAUUGAAUAACACCCGUUUGUAUUUACAUUUUGCUGAACUGUUGACAAUUACGGAGUGGUUCAUCAAUCUGGACAGUUAUACUGAUGUAAACACAAAUUGUAUUGAAGAGUGGGAAUUUUCAAGCGGUAAUAUAUUUUUAUUGCUUACCAAUCUUCAAACCACACGAGAAAAAUAAACAGCACGCAUCCAAAAUAUCUCAAGGUUUUAAUUCAAAUAAUUGAGUAUUUUUAUAUCAGAAUUAACCAUAGUUACCUUCAAUUUACUUUGAUCUAGGAAACAAAUUCGCUUUGGUUGUGAUCAUAUUUGAUUUUCCUAUUGUGUGGUUUUAAUUUACUGCUCGUUAUGUCUGGAAAGAAAUAAAGUUAUUGUGAUUAAUUCGUCAUUGUUAAAUUCAUUACCUAGUUGUUGGAAAUAGUAUUCGUAUCGCAUAUGCAAAAUUUGAUUCAGCAUAUAAAUGUCACGAUCAAGUUCCUCUCUUUGUACCCCUAAACGCAUACUUUAAUCUUUAUUCUGACAUUUGCGUUUUCAAUAUUAAGUAUACACACAAAUUACCGCUUCAGAAAUGAUUUACUAACCAUAGUGCAUCUGAACACUCUUCGAAAUACACCUUUUUUAUUUGAUCAUUCAAUGAGGCAUUUUUAUUUUGAGUACGACUCCAUCACCAGCAUGGUUUUGUAUGGCGAGAAUUCUUUAUUCGGAUUUUACGUUUCAACUCCAUUAUUUCAGCAAAUUUUAAGUUACUACUAUUCAAAACCCAUAGUUUACAAAUCACAAACAUUAAGUGGGUCCACUUUCGUUCUAAUUCUGUAGUCGGGAAUUAUUUCAGGUUUUAACCUCUUGUAAUUAUUAAUAUUUUUAAUGGUGAUCUAUCUCUUCCCUCUGUAGAUAUUGUACUACUAAGUGGCCAGUUACAGGUGUGCACAAAUGACCUGUAUAUUAACUUAUGUGGUCAAGAUACUCUUCAUUUUUCUCGGGUUUUGGUCCAGGAUUCCUCCUAAUAAAGCAUAUUCUCUAGAGCAGUCGUCCCCCACCUCUCAUAAUCACUCUGUAAACGAUAGUCUCAAACAUCUCCAUAUUUUAUUUCGACAUGGUGACAGAUCUCCAAUCGUUAACAUGCCUGCUAUUCUACACAAAAUUCCUCCUGCUUGGUCGCAAGGCUUCGGCAUGCUUACAGAUAAAGGUGUAGAGCAACACUUUUUUCUUGGGAAGUGGUUACGAUCAAAGUAUCAAGGAUUUGUUCCCAGUAAAUAUAACGGUUCUUAUUAUCAUGUUCGUAGUACGGAUGUCGAUAGAACUCUAAUGUCAGCAAUGGCAAAUGCAGCUGGGUUUUAUAACCAGUCUCCCUCUCCUCUGUCCGCUUAUGGCAUCAAUUGGUUUCCCAUACCUGUUCAUACAAAACCUCAAGUAACAGAUACACUUUUGGGUGUUGCACCAUGUCCUUAUCGGGAUUCGUUACAACGUAUACAAAUGGAUAGUCAACCAUCUAUUGAAUUUGAGAAAAAUCACUCAAAUUUAUUUGUCAAACUUACUAAUGUCGCUGGUAUUGGUCCAGUUAAUCGUCAUAAUGUAUGGUCCAUAUCCGAUUUUAUUACAUGUAUGAUUGCUCAUAACAUUACCCUUCCUGAUUGGUGUACAGAUGAUUUUCUAGCAGAAUUAUAUGAAGUCAAUAGAUUCUAUUGGGUGAAAAAAUAUUCUUCUUCAGAUGAUAUCAUUCGAUUGGAAAUUGGUGUCUUCUUAAACACAUUCGUUAAACAUAUACAUUCCAUCAUACGUGGGGAACAAUUGAAUUUAACUUAUGAAUAUACAUUAUUCACCGAACAUAUGAUGAUUUAUUCAGCUCAUGAUACUGAUGUAACUUAUAUUUUAGCUGGUUUCGGUGUUUAUAAUAAUCAAACAAUUAAUUAUGCAUCUACUGUUAUUCUAGAAUUACAUGGUCCAGAUAAAUCUAGCAAAGAAAGUGAUUAUCGUAUAAAAUUGUUGUAUAAAAAAGGUUGGACUGAUGAAACUGGUGAAUAUUUAACCUUACCAGCUUGUAAAGGUCAACCUGGUUACAAUGGUUGUCCUGUGAAUCUUGUAUUGGAACAAAUUAAACCAUUAUUAUUGAGUACUGAUAGAUUUUAUAAAGAAUGUUCAAUAGAUCAACCGGAUAGCGUAAAUUAUCGAUUACAUCCAAUUGUAUUUAUCUUUGUCGGUGCAUCAAUCUCCUCUGUAAUAAUGCUUCUAGUCUUUUGGUAUUAUUCACUGCGUUUACGUCGUUAUAAC